This is a messenger RNA of Labrus mixtus (cuckoo wrasse), 2800 nucleotides long. It is a transcript of the gene nrl, whose product is annotated as neural retina leucine zipper. Gene Ontology annotation, cellular component: nucleus. The transcript is spliced from 5 exons. Gene Ontology annotation, molecular function: RNA polymerase II cis-regulatory region sequence-specific DNA binding; DNA-binding transcription factor activity, RNA polymerase II-specific. Gene Ontology annotation, biological process: regulation of transcription by RNA polymerase II. Lineage: Eukaryota; Metazoa; Chordata; Actinopteri; Labriformes; Labridae. Bases 411 to 1694 code for a protein of 427 amino acids. The record is from RefSeq and is a predicted model, not a curated record.
UUUUCGGGGGGGACACAGAGAAAGAAAAGGGGGCAGUGGCACUCAGUCACAGAGUGCUAUACACACUCACAUGCGCACACACACUGACACACUCUAUGUUUCCUCUCCAAACGUGUCAGUUCAUUAUUUCUGUGUGUGUGUGAGUGUGUGUGUGUGUGUGUGCUGAGAGAGACAGAGAGAAAGCUUCAAAACCAUCCUGCAUCUCUAUGAUCCACGGACUAAAGACACAGAGACAAGGACACGAGGACAUUGACUUUCUCAGAGAGGAAACUCACCCAUCAGUCUGCUACUCGUCUUCACGCCUGUUGCUGUCUAUGAGCCGCUCUGAGGCCGUGCAGCGGACUUCACAAUCAUCCUGACACAAGGAUAAAAACCCUGUUAAAGCCCCCACAGAAGCAGCAGACAGCAGAAUGUCCUCUCCGCCCCUCCCCAUGCCCUCCCUCCCCCCGAGCCCCCUGGCCAUGGAGUACCUGAACGACUUUGACCUCCUGAAGUUCGAGGUGAAGUCCGACACGCCUCCUCUUCCUCCUCAGUGUGCGUUUCCAAAGUCAGGCCUCCCUCAUGACCCCUCCAGCUCCCCGUACGCCAGCCACCCUCCACAGGACUCCAGUCUGAGCUCCAGCCCGUACAACUCGCUGCCCCCCUCGCCCACGCUCAGCGACACCCACCCGCCUCCUUCGGGCUCCUCUUCCCUCUCCUCCUCGUCCUCCUCCAUCUCCUUCCCCCUCUCCCUCUCGAACAGCUUCACCUCGGGCAUCAGCUCUGGCUCUCAGGGGAACGUGGAGGGCAGCCCGGCCCACGGCGGGCCUCAGGGUCCCACCCCGGCCUCCCUGGAGGACUUGAUCUGGCUGGCAGCUCUUCAGCAGCAGUUUGGAGGCGAGGUGACGGGGCCCGCCACCCUGCUGGGAGCUCUGGGAGGAGUGCCCGAGAGAGGGGACCGAGAGAGGGGGCCCGUCAAUGGAUUUCUGGGCUGUGAGGAUGCUGUUGAGGCGCUGCUGAACUCAGCUGCUGCAGCCGUCAGCUCACAGUUUCCGGGUCUUUCUCAGAGCUCCAGCAGUAACCUGGGAGACUCCAGCAGUGACAGCGGAGGUGACAUCUCCUGCACCAAAGGGACAGACAUGUGUCACCGCCCACUUGUCUUCCUCUCGUCAGCCCCUCCAUCGCUCCCUAACGCCGUCCCUGGCUCCGCCCCCUAUCCACAGGGCGCCCUCAGCCCCACAGGCCGCCUUCAUCACCACCAGCAUCAUCAUCAUCAGCACCACCCGCACCACCCCAUGCAUGGCAGCCAUCACCAUCACCAUCACUCAGUUUCUCAGUGCGGUGUGAACGAGCGUUUCUCAGACGAGCAACUGGUGAGUCUGUCAGUCCGCGAGCUGAACCGACACCUGCGGGGCGUGAGCAAGGACGAGGUGGUGCGUCUGAAGCAGAAACGACGCACGCUAAAGAACCGCGGCUACGCCCAGUCCUGCCGCUACAAACGCCUGCAGCAUCGCCACGCGCUGGAGUCAGAGAAACACGUGCUCACACAACAGUUGGAGCAGCUCCAGUGUGAGCUGACUCGAGUGCUGAGGGAGAGAGACGCCUACAAAGCUCGCUACGAGAAGCUCCUCAACACCAACCACAGUAUCGGCAGCGACGCACCACCGACCCGCAACAGCAACCCACCUUCCCCGCCCCCUGACUACUUCCUCUGAGUGUAGCCCAGAGGGAGGAGACGAGGAAACAAGACCAGCCAACACGGAGCAAUCGAUGAUGAGUAAUCAAGAGGACUUGUACGUGUUCAGCUUGUUUGUGUGUGAGGGAGGACGGGAAAAAGAGACAUCGGCAGGCUGUUUGAGGAGGAGGCGCUACAACUGUGAAAUCUACCCCUGAUUGAUUAAAGGGGCAAAUGACUGUUAAUGCAGAGAGUUAGACUCGGCUCUAGGCUGCUACAAGGAUUCAGUUUGAUUUUUACUGUGAAUGAUUGUUGCACAAAAAGUGGCUGACAGCUUUUUUUUUGGUACAUCAGUGCAAAAACUGGAUCACGAAUACUCUGAAAAUGGGUGAAAAAGCUUUAUUUAAAGGGAUAUUUUUGAUGUUUUCAAAUCUAGGCUGUAUUUUUAUAAUCACAUAUUUGGGGGGUUGAAUGCCUAAAGAGUGUUGGAACUGCUCCAGCAGAUUGCUUAAGCUGGCAGCAUGAAGAACAGGCGAUAAUGGCUGCAAUGUAUUCCAAGUAUGUUUGCUAAAAGUUGUUGUUAUGGUCACUGACAGGCGGAGGUUGUUCUUCUACUUUAGAGAAUGGAUUCCUACAGAGAUGGACAUUUUUGUUGAAGAGGAAGAUGAUUAUUUUAACCAGAAACAGAUGUUGAAUUGCUAACUCUUAAGCGACCAAACUUCAUUGACAAAAAUAUUAUUUUAACCUGCAGAAAAACUGGAGUGGCUAGUUAACCACUGUUUCAGUUUGCUAAUUUAUUGGUGUUACUGUGUGACUUUUUUUUUUAUUAUUAAACGUAUCACCCAAGGUAGAAGUAGUAAGGGGGGGCCACCUUCCAUUCAUGAAAUAAAGAAUGGCCUGCGAUCCUCAGGGCUACAACCACCAUGGGCCUAAAGGGAAGGGGCUCAAGUGGUAGUAAGAACAAACGGAAAACAUUCAAGAAAGCAUUCAGAUAAAGUUUGAAAUCCAUCAGUAUUUCAAAAACCAUUGAAGGUUGAGCAUAUAGCACUUCAUAGUUGUUUUUCUUCAGAUGGGGGAACAUGCACACUGAAGCCCGCUGCUGCACUGCUUCUCCUCACAAGCCGAGAGGAGCUCUUGAAAGAAAAG